GGCACCCAGAACUGCGUGCAGCGGGUCAACGACUACAAAUGCGAGUGCCGACCUGGCUAUGCAGGCCGUCGCUGUGAUACCGUGGUGGACGGCUGUAAGGGCAAACCCUGCAGGAAUGGUGGAACGUGCGCGGUUGCCAGUAACACCGGCCGUGGCUUCAUCUGCAAGUGCCCCCCUGGAUUCGUGGGUGCCACCUGCGAGAACGACUCCCGCACCUGCGGGAACCUGCACUGCCUGAACGGCGGCACCUGCAUCUCCAUCCACAAGAGCUCCAAGUGCAUGUGCGCGCCCGCCUUCACGGGUCCCGAGUGCCAGUACCCGGCCAGCAGCCCCUGCACGCCCAACCCCUGCUACAACAAGGGCACCUGCGAGUUCUUCAGCGAUGCCUCCCCCUACUACCGCUGCAACUGCCCCGCCAAGUUCAACGGCCUCAACUGCCACAUCCUCGACUUCGAUUUCCAGGGUGGGAUCGGGCAGGAUAUCAUCCCACCCAAAAUUGAGGAGAAGUGUGAGAUUCCAGUUUGCCCGGGCUAUGCCGGCAACAAGAUCUGUGAUGCGAAAUGCAACAACCACGCCUGCGGCUGGGACGGGGGCGACUGCUCCCUCAAUUUCAACGACCCCUGGAAGAACUGCUCCCAGUCCCUGCAGUGCUGGAAGUACUUCAACGAUGGCAAGUGCGACUCUCAGUGCAAUAAUGCCGGCUGCCUGUACGAUGGAUUUGACUGCCAGAAAUACGAAGGGCAGUGCAACCCUCUGUACGAUCAGUACUGCAAAGAUCACUUCUCAGAUGGUCACUGUGACCAGGGAUGCAAUAACUUUGAGUGCGAAUGGGAUGGUCUGGACUGUGCAAACAACAUGCCGGAGAAGCUGGCCGACGGCACGCUGGUGGUGGUGGUCCUCAUCACUCCCGAGAACCUGAAGAACAAUUCCUUCAACUUCCUGCGGGAGCUGAGCCGCGUGCUGCACACCAACGUGGUCUUCAAGAAGAACCCCAAGGGAGAGUACAUGAUCUUCCCGUACUAUGGCAAUGAGGAGGAGCUGAAAAAGCAUUACAUCAAGAGGUCAACAGAGGACUGGUCAGAUAUGUCGAGUGCUGUCAUCAACAAAGUGAAGAGCAGCCUCUACUCCAGGGCUGGCAGGAGGCAGAGGAGAGAGCUCGAUCAGAUGGACAUCAGAGGAUCCAUCGUCUACUUGGAAAUUGAUAACCGCCAAUGCAUCCAGUCGUCUUCCCAGUGCUUCCAGAGCGAUUUCCUGGGCGCCUUGGCCUCCCUUGGCAACCUGAACAUACCCUACAAAAUAGAAGCUGUUAAAAGUGAGACGGCGGAGCCGGCGGAGAACUCCCAGCUGUAUCCUAUGUACGUGGUGCUGGCUGCGCUGGUCUUGCUUGCUUUCAUUGGAGUGGGAGUACUGGUGUCUCGGAAGCGGCGCAGGGAGCAUGGGCAGCUUUGGUUCCCAGAAGGCUUCAAAGUGACAGAGUCGAGCAAGAAGAAGCGACGAGAACCACUUGGGGAGGAUUCUGUUGGGCUGAAACCCCUCAAAAAUGCUUCAGACGGCACGCUGAUGGAUGACAACCAAAAUGAGUGGGGUGACGAGGAGACCUUGGACACCAAGAAGUUCCGGUUCGAGGAGCAGGCGAUGCUGCCGGACACGGACGAUCAGACGGAUCACAGGCAGUGGACCCAGCAGCACCUGGAUGCCGCUGACCUGCGCAUAUCCUCCAUGGCGCCGACCCCUCCGCAGGGGGAAAUCGAUGCAGACUGCAUGGACGUCAACGUCAGAGGUCCUGAUGGCUUCACCCCCCUUAUGAUCGCCUCCUGCAGCGGAGGAGGGCUGGAGACCGGCAAUAGCGAAGAGGAAGAUGAUGCUCCCGCCGUCAUCUCCGAUUUCAUUUACCAAGGCGCCAGCUUACACAACCAGACCGACCGCACUGGCGAGACGGCCCUGCACCUGGCCGCCCGCUACUCCCGCUCAGAUGCUGCCAAGCGCCUGCUGGAAGCCAGCGCCGACGCCAACAUCCAGGAUAACAUGGGCAGGACGCCCCUCCACGCCGCCGUCUCUGCCGAUGCCCAGGGAGUCUUCCAGAUCCUGAUUAGGAACAGGGCAACGGAUCUCGACGCCCGGAUGCAUGACGGGACCACUCCUCUGAUCCUGGCCGCUCGCUUGGCCGUGGAGGGCAUGCUGGACGACCUCAUCAACUGCCACGCGGACGUCAACGCCGUGGAUGAUCUGGGCAAGUCGGCGCUGCACUGGGCAGCUGCGGUGAAUAAUGUCGAAGCCGCAGUGGUUCUCCUGAAGAACGGUGCCAAUAAGGAUAUGCAGAACAAUAAGGAGGAGACCCCACUGUUCCUCGCAGCCAGAGAAGGGAGCUACGAAACCGCCAAGGUCCUGCUGGACCAUUUUGCCAACCGCGACAUCACGGACCACAUGGACCGGCUCCCACGGGACAUCGCCCAGGAGCGGAUGCACCACGACAUCGUGAGGCUGCUGGAUGAGUACAACCUGGUGCGGAGCCCACCGCUGCACAACGGCCCGCUGGGGGCACCCACGCUGUCCCCACCGCUCUGCUCGCCCAACAGCUACAUCGGCAACCUGAAACCCGCCGUCCAGGGCAAGAAGGCCAGGAAACCGAGCACCAAGGGCCUGAGCUGCAACGGCAAGGAUGCCAAAGAUCUCAAAGCCCGGAGAAAAAAAUCACAAGAUGGAAAAGGAUGUCUCCUUGACAACUCCGGUGUGUUGUCUCCAGUGGACUCCCUGGAGUCGCCGCAUGGGUACCUGUCGGAUGUUGCCUCUCCUCCGCUGAUGACCUCUCCGUUUCAGCAGUCCCCUUCCAUGCCUCUGAACCAUCUGCCAGGCAUGCCCGAUGCCCACAUGAGCAUCAAUCACCUCAACAUGGCAGGGAAGCAGGAUAUGGCCAUGGGAAACUCCAGCAGGAUGGGCUUCGAUUCGGUGCCCCCGCGUCUCUCCCACCUCCCGGUCUCCAGCCCCAGCACAGCGAUGAGCAGCGCCCCGAUGAGUUUCUCCGUCGGCGGAGCGGCGGGUCUGAACGGGCAGUGCGACUGGCUCAGCAGGCUGCAGAACGGCAUGGUCCAGAACCAGUACAACCCCAUGAGAGGCAACAUGCAACCAGCAGCGCACCAGCAGACGCAAAACCUUCAACACGGCAUGAUGACCACCCUGCACAACGGCUUGCCCACCACGAGCUUGUCGCAGAUGAUGAGUUACCAAGCCAUGCCCAACACCCGGCUGGCUUCCCAGCCUCACCUGAUGCCGAGCCAGCAGCUCCAGCAGAUGCAGCCGCAACUGACCCAGCCCGCCAUGCAGCCGGUGAGCAGCAGCACCAUGGCAGUCCACACCAUCCUGCCUCAAGAUUCCCAGAUGCUGCCCACGUCUCUGCCGUCCUCCCUCGCCCAGCCCAUGACCACCACGCAGUUUCUAACUCCACCUUCCCAGCACAGUUAUUCCUCCCCCUUGGACAACACCCCCAGCCACCAGCUCCAGGUGCCCGACCACCCGUUCCUAACGCCAUCUCCGGAGUCACCGGACCAGUGGUCCAGCUCAUCUCCUCACUCCAAUGUGUCCGACUGGUCUGAGGGCAUCUCCAGCCCUCCCACGAGUAUGCAGUCGCAAAUGGGACACAUCCCCGAAGCCUUUAAGUAA
This is a messenger RNA of Pterocles gutturalis (yellow-throated sandgrouse), 3657 nucleotides long. RefSeq names its product neurogenic locus notch homolog protein 1-like. The record is from RefSeq and is a predicted model, not a curated record. Gene Ontology annotation, cellular component: membrane. Gene Ontology annotation, biological process: multicellular organism development; regulation of DNA-templated transcription; Notch signaling pathway. Gene Ontology annotation, molecular function: Notch binding; calcium ion binding; signaling receptor activity. Lineage: Eukaryota; Metazoa; Chordata; Aves; Pterocliformes; Pteroclidae.